AUGCUGUUAACUGACUUUGUGUUGCACAAGAGCUUCACGUCGUCUGAAUUCGACGGUGUUAUUACCAUGGAGAUCGGUGCUGGCACAGGGUUGGUAGGGUUGGCACAAGCUCGAGUUGCUAGAAGGAUUUUCAUUACAGAUAGAGGCAAUCAUAUCCUCGAUAAUUGCUUGGCUAAUGUCCGUCUCAACUCUAGCAUGCUAAAGUUUGAUGAAGCUAAAGUCCAUGUACGGGAACUGGACUGGAAAAUGUCAUGGCCUCCGCCAGUGGGUACACAUGAUGCAUCUGAUCCAAGUUCGAUAUACUCAUGGUCUUCAAGUGAAAUCGAGGAGGCUGAGCAAGCCACCCUGCUAUUCGCUGCAGAUGUUAUUUACAGUGACAAUCUGACCGAUAUGUUCUUCGACGCAGUGAGGCAGCUUAUGUCACGUGGUGCCAAGAAGGUGUUGUACUUGACCCUGGAGAAGAGGUACAACUUCAGCCUGGACGAACUAGACGUCGUGCCCAAUGGUUACAAGCAUUUUCGAAGCUUCUUCGCGGUUCAAGAUGUGUCUCCAGGAUGUGGAGGCAAGGACAAUGCUACAUCGAAACCAGGCCUUGUGGGGGAGCAGGUAGACCUUGCGAGGGUUCCUCAGUACAUCAGAGAAUACAACAGAGGCAAGGAUCUGGAGAUGUGGAAGCUCAUGUAUUGGCCAGACUAA
Molecule: messenger RNA, 696 nt
Organism: Triticum turgidum subsp. durum (durum wheat)
Lineage: Eukaryota; Viridiplantae; Streptophyta; Magnoliopsida; Poales; Poaceae
Source: the annotation of a GenBank genome assembly